Messenger RNA from Arabidopsis thaliana (thale cress), 614 nucleotides. Its product is annotated as hydroxyproline-rich glycoprotein family protein. The record is from RefSeq and is marked reviewed. Bases 98 to 478 code for a protein of 126 amino acids. NCBI's taxonomy places the organism in Eukaryota, Viridiplantae, Streptophyta, Magnoliopsida, Brassicales, Brassicaceae. The transcript has 2 exons.
CCCAAUUUCCACUAACGGUAAUGUUCUUAGCCAAUCACAUACAUAUAAAUCAAACUUACACCCAAAUCCGUCACACUCAAUUUCAUCUCUUUCUCUAAUGGAGUUGCAACAAUCAAAUCUCGAAACACCUCUCAAAACCCAACACGACCACCGAAAAAUCACCACUUCAAACCCUGAAUCAUCUCCGCCUCGACCUUUCCCGGAAUCCAGCCGGAAACAUGAUUCUCCUCCUCCCCGAGCCUCCACCAACGAGCCAAUGAAGAAAAUCGGAACUCCGGAGCGUUUAAGAGUCCCAAUAGCUUUCAAGUACCCAGAGAGGUACAGGAGCCCAACUGAUGCAAUGAUGUCUCCAGUUACUAAAGGUCUUCUCGCAAGGACCAGAAAGUCUUCCGGUUCUCUUAUUCCACCCAGCUUUAACCAAACCAAGAUUCAAGAACUACGCAAACCGGAAUCGGGUUUAUCAUCUGUCAGUUGCUGAAAAGUGAAGACAUUAUGAAUUUGUUGCAUGUAUCUAAUGUAUUUCUCGGCUAUAAUAAAAGAAAUUGAUUUACUCUUGUCUUGUUUUGCUGUUUUGUUAAGAUUAAACCGUCAAAUAAAAAAAAUAGUUAAUUGUG